This is a messenger RNA of Kwoniella shivajii, 1101 nucleotides long. RefSeq lists its product as uncharacterized. Bases 1 to 1101 code for a protein of 366 amino acids. NCBI's taxonomy places the organism in Eukaryota, Fungi, Basidiomycota, Tremellomycetes, Tremellales, Cryptococcaceae. Gene Ontology annotation, cellular component: cytoplasm. The record is from RefSeq and is a predicted model, not a curated record. The transcript has 7 exons. Gene Ontology annotation, molecular function: alcohol dehydrogenase (NAD+) activity.
AUGUCAUCUGGUAUUCCAAAUGAGAUGAAAGCUCUAAGACUCCACAAAGCACCUUCGAAAUACUAUGAGCUUGACGAUGUACCUGUACCUAAAGCAGAAGGAUCCAAAGUUCUGUUGAAGAUUGGCUCGGCCGGAUUAUGUCAUACUGAUUUAAUGGUAUUGGAAGGCUCUUUCGGUGGAAAUUUCCCUAUUGUAGGGUCCCACGAACCUGCCGGAACAGUAAUGGCUUUAGGUGAAGAAGCUGGAAAGUUGGGUAAAGUGAAAGUGGGCGAUAGAGUAGCUGCUUUACUUCCAAAAGAUGUCUGUGGUAAAUGUUCAGAUUGUACAAUAGGUGAUUGGAAGUACUGCGGCAAUUCAAAGUAUGGAGGCAUCAAUACGGAUGGAUAUUUCUCAGAAUAUGCUUUAGUAGAAGCGAAACAUUGUGUGGUGAUUCCAGAUAAAAUGACUUUUGAACAGGCCGCACCACUCACCUGUGCCGGAGUGACAAUCUACACAGCGAUCAAGAAAGCUAAUUUGAAUCCGGGAGAUAUCUUGGCUAUAAGUGGAUUAGGUGCUUUGGGCAGUCUAGGUGUACAAAUGGCUAAAGCCAUGGGCCUCAAAGUGGUUGGAAUUGACGCUAGACCUGAGCCUUUGGCUUUGGCUAAAUCACUCAAACUUGCACCUGAUUUGAUCAUCGAUGCCAGUGGUACUUCACCUGAAGAAGCAAUGGAAGACAUCGUCAAGCUCAGACCUGAGGGAUAUAAAGGAUGGGAUGGAGCUGACGUCACAAUCUUGACUGCCGAUCCAAUAUCUUCCCAGUCAUUCGGUACCUCAAUAACACGUAGACAUGGUCACAUAAUCUUGGUUGCACAACCACCAGAACUUAAAUUCGAUUUCAAGAAUUUCAUUUUCCAAGAUUUGACUCUAUCAGGAUCUUUACAUGGUAAUGAAGUUGAUCUGAAAGAGACUAUUGACUUGGUCGAUAAACACGAUAUCAGAAGCGAUUUACAAGUAUUUAAGAUUGAUGCCCAUCAGAAAAUGAUUGAUGCGACUCACGAACAAGGGAGAAAAGGAAAAAUCGUUCUCACAUUCUCGACCUUCGAGAAUGAAACCACAGUUUAA